UCUUCAAAUAUGUCAGCAUAAAACAACUUUUACAAAUGUGGUUUAACAGAAGCAGCUUAUUCCCCGACUGAUUUCUGGUAACCUUGGACACUGAAUCUGUUUAAAAAUAACCAGGUCCAUUAGUCUAGAAGGAUAAUGCUAGCCUACGUGGGCUCUUAUGCCCUUGUGGCAGCCGAGUGCUAUCACUGACACGGCGCGUCAGCACUUCUUACUGUUGCUCCAACAGUGGAGGGCUCCUCUUCAUUUACAGACACAUUUUUUGCCCACAUAAACACGCGCAUUGUUCAUGCGAGUUCGCUAAAAUCGCUCAAGGAAGGAGGUUGAAUAUGUGGAAACUUACUUUGCACACCCGCUACGUGGGUCCCACUUGGUUGAAAAGAAAAAAAAAUGAUGUAAGGGGAUAACUAUAUGGGUGUUUAUCAGUGAAGGCUAUUGGUAUUGAGCGGCCCGUUGUUUGAAGGUUAUGUUUCUGAGCAGUAAUUGAAAUGCAAAAUAACAUUAGGAUCGAUGGUUAGCUUUGUUUAUUUAUGGAAUCAAUAUUGGAACCGUCCGUCACAGCGGCAGCUCCCAUUUCUACUGACAGCUUCACCAAGUCUCCUCUGUGGAAGGCGGACCGGCCUACGAUUUUUUCACAAAGCGCUUUUUUAUGGUCUUCUUUGGAAAGCUGUGAGCAAAUGACGGGCCCGUGUGUCGUGUGUGCAUAAAAUAUAGAGGAUUCUCCAGGAUAUAUUUUUAAAUUAGGAGAAUAAAUUGAAAAAGAUAAACAUUAUUUAGUUGAGUUUAGUCACACAUCAUUCAAAGUAUACAAUACAUGGUACAUACAAGCCGAUACGGUAUAUGUUUAUACAAUUAGAUGUGCUAAAAGGAAGCAAUUUAAAGCAUUUAGUACGGGGCCUAGUCUUCCACAAAUAUGAGAUAUUGGCCAAAUAUAACAUACACAGACACACAAUUAACUACGGACAAUUUCAACAUUCUGGUUACAUUGGAUUUGAUGCCAAGUAUCUUAGUAGUGUUAUCCAAAGAAUCAGCAUGUCUAGUUGGUUGUCUAUUUGUUUAGUUGUUUUUGUUUGUUUUCUUGUUUUGUUUUUUGUUGUUUCUUUUUGUUCUUUUUUCUCUCUUCAUUGUGUGAAGUUAAAGUCGAAGGACAGGAGUAUCCCACGAAAUAAGACUGCUGGACGAUGAGAUCAGGGGUGGGAUUAAAUAAAUUUUCUUCUUCCCAAUCCCCUUUGAGCGAAAACAAUUAGUGCUGCUGAAUAGAAUGGCCGCCGAUGACCGGCACCUUCCCUCCAGCUGUGGGUCCUACAUUAAAACGGAACCGUCCAGUCCGUCCUCAGUCAUCGACACGGUCAGCCACCACAGUCCCAGCGGCAACUCCGACGCCAGCGGUGGCUAUGUCAGCACUAUGAACAGCCACUCCAACGGCCUGGACUCUCCGCCCAUGUUCACCCCCGGCGGACUGGCGGCCGCCACCUGUCGCAAACGCUACGACGACUGCUCCAGCACCAUCAUGGAGGACUCGUCCAUUAAGUGUGAAUACAUGUUGAACUCCCUUCCCAAGAGGCUGUGCCUGGUCUGUGGAGAUAUAGCUUCGGGGUAUCACUACGGCGUGGCCUCUUGUGAGGCCUGCAAAGCCUUUUUCAAAAGGACGAUACAAGGCAACAUCGAAUACAGCUGUCCUGCCACGAAUGAGUGCGAAAUCACAAAACGGAGACGCAAAUCGUGUCAGGCUUGUCGCUUCAUGAAAUGCCUGAAAGUGGGGAUGCUGAAAGAAGGUAAGAAGAGGGUGCGCUUGGACCGUGUACGAGGGGGCAGACAGAAGUACAAGAGGAGGUUGGACACUGAAAACAAUCCAUACCUGGGCUUGGCGCUCCCCCCUCCUACCAAAAAGCCUCUCACAAAGAUAGUAUCUCAUCUGUUGGUGGCAGAGCCAGAAAAGAUCUACGCCAUGCCAGACCCUACAAUGCCGGAGAGCGACAUAAAGGCUCUGACCACGCUGUGCGACCUCGCUGACCGCGAGCUGGUGGUCAUCAUCGGCUGGGCCAAGCACAUCCCAGGCUUUUCUACUUUGUCGCUGGGAGACCAGAUGAGUCUGCUGCAAAGCGCCUGGAUGGAGAUUCUCAUCCUUAGCAUCGUAUUUCGUUCGCUACCUUACGAGGACGAGCUGGUGUACGCCGAGGACUACAUUAUGGACGAGGAGCACUCGCGGCUGACGGGCCUGCUCGACCUUUACGUGUCCAUCCUGCAGCUGGUUCGCAAAUAUAAAAAGCUGAAAGUGGAGAAGGAGGAGUUUGUGACCCUCAAGGCCAUCGCGCUCGCCAACUCAGACUCCAUGCACAUAGAGGAUAUGGAGGCUGUCCAGAAGCUGCAGGACGCUCUGCACGAAGCCCUGCAGGACUUCGAGAGCAGCCAGCACCCGGAGGACCCGCGGCGGGCGGGAAAACUGCUCAUGACCCUGCCCUUGCUGCGGCAAACGGCCACCAAGGCCGUGCAGCACUUUUAUAGCAUCAAGGUGCAGGGCAAGGUUCCCAUGCACAAACUCUUCCUGGAGAUGCUGGAGGCCAAGGUCUGAUUCUUGGAGCUGCUCGGCGAGACUUUUUGGAAGCACGACUUCAAGGGAGAGGGAGACAUCAGCUUCCUCUUCCUGCAACACUGGGACACCAUCUUUAAAAAAAACAAAACAAGAAGAAGAAAAGAAAAACAACCAGAAGCAAUCUUGGUGAUUAAUAUAAAAUAUAAGAAUGAUAAUUUAAAAUAUAUAAGAAAUACUAUGUACAGUAAUAAUUUCUUUUGUUAAUUGUUGGUGGUCAUACUCCCAGGUGUCCUUUAGCUACUUAAGACGCCAGAAAAAUCGGGAGGUGUCGACAACAACCCUCUCUCCAAUGUGUUUUCAUCUGGGGUGUGUGUAUAUAUUUAUUAUCGGAGGACUGCGUGUACAGUUUAAAGUCUGUUGAUAUCGGUGGCCAUUUUCUCCCUCCCUUCACUCGCGGGGAAGGGAGGAAAAAAAAAAACUGCUUAAAUGUGAACUGUUAACACCUCAAAUGUCCUCGGACAUCCAGUACAGUACCUCUCGGGAGCAGUGUGGGUCAAAUGGGAAGGCUUGUUUAACCAAACUAGCAUAGGCAGUUGCACUAGUUGGUAGUCUUCUUCUGUAGUGACUCAGCAAUAAAUGAUGGUGCGGGAACGCCAGGCUCAACCUUCAUUUUUCACGCCGCUCGCUCGGAUCCGUCGCACGUGCGCAAACCCUUCCCCGUGUCGUGUCCUUUUUAAGCCGGUGGAAAUGGAAGCUCCAGGUGAAAGCCGAUCGUCGGUAUCAAAGGCUUUCUGUCGAGUGGCGCUAGUCCAGGAGAUUCCAUAUUCAAACAAUCAGAGGCCCAUAUGUCAAAGCGCUCUAUUUUGGAACCCUUUAAGCCACGGCACAGUCAUCCCACACACUGGGAGCAAGGUGGCUAGCAUCUGCUCUCGCCAUCUUAGACACCUUCCGUCUUUAAAUAGCCGUCGGCAUUUAUAGAGGUGAACGGCAGGUGCGCGGACACUUCAUACCGGCUUUAUAUUUAACGCUGCCAGAGGUCGUCGCCCGCGCGGCGGAUCGCUUCUUGACCCUCGCGUUGACACGGCGGCCCGUGCCGAAUGACACAAUCGCCCGGCGGCUCGCUCGGCGGGCGGGAUGGCAGAGCUAUGCAAGAAACAAAGUGUCAGCAUGCGCCGCGCAGGCCAACGAUGUGUCACCACAAGGUGUGAUCCCUGCUGGGAGAAGUAGAUCUCAGCCUCCCUUUUGCAACACGUCCAUUACGCCGUUACACAUUAGUCUGCACCAGUGUUGUUUUCGUCAACAAUGUCGAUAAUGAAAAUAUUUCGUCGACGAACAAUUUUUUCAUGACGAUGACCAGCUAAAAACAUGGCUCGGGAGACUAGAGCGUAACCGGACGAAUACCAGUUUUUGCUUGCUGAGACGAAAAUGCGACAUAUAGUGCUGGCCAAAAGUAUUAGCAGCUCUGCAAUUAUGUCAGAUAAUGCUUCAUUUUUCCCAGAAAACGAUUGCAAUUACAAAUGCUUUGGGAGUAAUGUCUUCAUUUAUUUUUGCUUGCAAUGAAAAAACACAAAACAACGGGGACAAAAAAAUGAAAUCAUUAUCAUUUUACACAAAACUCCAAAAAUGGGCCGGGCAAAAGUAUUGGUACCCUCAGUGUAAUACUUGGUAGCACAAGCUUAAGACAAAAUAACUGCGAACAACCGCUUCAAUGAGUUUCUUACAAUACUAGACCAUUUUUCUUUGGCCAACUAAUCCAGGUCUCUGAGAUUUGAAGGGUGCCAUUUUCAGUUCUUUCCACAGGUGUUCUAUAGGAAUCAGGUCUGGACUCAUUGCUGGCCACUUUAGAAGUCUUUCUCUCAAACCAUUUUCUAGUGUGUUUUGGGUCAUUGUCUUGCUGGAAGACCCAUGACCUCUGAGGGAGACCCAGCUUUCUCACACUGGGCCCUACGUUAUGCUGCAAAAUUUGUUGGUCGUCUUCAUAAUGCCAUGCACACGGUCAAGCAGUCCAGUGCCAGAGGAAGCAUAGCAACCCCAAAACAUCAGCCAUGUUUGACUUUGGGGACCGUGUUCUUUUCUUCGAAGGCCUCGUUUUAGCCCCUGUAAAAUCGUUGAUUUCUUUUCCCAAAAACUCUAACAUUCCUCCAAAAACAUUUUUGGCUUUCUCAGAUAAGUUUUGGCAAACUCCAGCCUGGCUUUUUUAUGUCUCUGGGUCAGAAGUGGGGUCUUCCUGGGUAGGGUCCCUUUUCAUUCAGACGUCAACGGAUUGUAUGGGUUGACACUGUUGUACCCUCGGACGGCGGGACAGCUUGAACUUGUUUGGAUGUUCGUCGAGGUUCUUUAUCCACCAUCCGCGCAAUAUUUCGGGGAAAUCCCUCGUCAAUGUUUCUUUUCCGUCCACAUCUAGGGAGGUUAGCCACAGUGCCGUGGGCUUUACACUUAUUGAUGACACUGCGCACGGUAGACAUAGGAACAUUCAGGUCUUUGGAGAUGGACUUAUAUUCUUGAGAUUGCCCAUGCUUCCUCACAAUUUUGCUUCUCAAGUCCUCUGACAGUUCUUUGGUCUUCUUUCUUUUCUCCAUGCUCAAUGUGGUACACACAAGGACACAGGACAGAGGUCGAGUCAUCUUUAAUCCAUUUUAACUGGCUGCAAUUCUGAUUUAGUUAUUGCCACCUACUGUUAAGUGCCACAGGUAAGUAACAAGUGCUGUUAAUUACACAAAUUAGAGAAGCAUCACAUGAUUUUUCAAAGGGUGCCAUUACUUUUGUCCGGCCCAUUUUUGGAGUUUUGUGUAAUUAGGAGUGGGAACCUCUUUGUUCCUCACGAUACGAUACGAUUUGCAAUACAGAGCUCAUGUUAACGAUGAUCUGACGAUAUGCCGAUACAACGAUUAUCUAUACAUUGGUCAGGAAAUCAUUCUACAAACAACUAAUGAACAGAAAAACAAGCUUCUGCUGUGAAUUGGAAUGAGUUCAUUACUAGUAAACGUCCAAUCCAUUUAAAUCCCUCCCACUUCAAACGGAUUAAACGUCUAUGGUCGUCAGUGGGAGCCAAAUGCCAGGCAAUGAGGUCAUUUGGGGCCCUUUAAGGUCAUUUACCUGUUAAUUUUCAGUUACUUCCUGUUGAUUUUGGGGUAUUUUAUGGGUCACUUCCUGUAUAUUUUGAGUUACAGAACAGGAAGUGACCUGGGAAUCACCCAAAUGAAUAGGCAGUGACUCAAACUCAACAGGAAAUGACCUGUAAAUGCCUUAAAAUGAACAGAAAAUGACCUGUAAAUGCCCCGAAAAUCGGACAGAAUGACUGUGAAUGCUCUGGUUUCGAAUGAAGGCACGUCCCAGCCUAAAUGGAUUGGAGUCGAGCACCGUCAAUGGCAGCUGUAGAGUUAACAGACACUAUUAUGGUGGAAGAUUUUGGUAGCACCUUGUUGGUUCCUUUUUUUUUUUUUUUUUUUUAAACAUUGACACCUUUUUAAAACAAUACCUCGAUUCGAGGCAGGAGCAUAUUGAUAACUAGGGUUGUUCUGAUCAUGUUUUUUUGCUCCCGAUCCGAUCCCGAUCGUUUUAGUUUGAGUAUCUGC
Molecule: messenger RNA, 6105 nt
Organism: Corythoichthys intestinalis (scribbled pipefish)
Lineage: Eukaryota; Metazoa; Chordata; Actinopteri; Syngnathiformes; Syngnathidae
Gene: esrrb
Product: estrogen-related receptor beta
Exons: 7
Coding region: 1259-2569 (436 amino acids)
Biological process (GO): regulation of transcription by RNA polymerase II; nuclear receptor-mediated steroid hormone signaling pathway
Cellular component (GO): nucleus; chromatin
Molecular function (GO): nuclear steroid receptor activity; estrogen response element binding; zinc ion binding
Source: RefSeq, a predicted model, not a curated record